Molecule: messenger RNA, 363 nt
Organism: Colletotrichum abscissum
Lineage: Eukaryota; Fungi; Ascomycota; Sordariomycetes; Glomerellales; Glomerellaceae
Exons: 1
Coding region: 1-363 (120 amino acids)
Source: RefSeq, a predicted model, not a curated record
AUGUUGGCUCAUGUUCCUCCGCCUAUCACACCUAUUCAACAUCUAGCGACCUUCCAUCAAGGUAAUAUUCCCCCGCAAACACCAUCGGUCAAGGACACUCAAUUACCACAUCAAGAAUUAGGCGACGUAGGAUCGUGCCGUCACAAUCCUGGAAGCCAGAAAGCUUCACAUGCCCCCUCGGCCGAGAACCCCAUGUGCUCAUCUACCCAACGUGCCUCAGCAACCCCCCAGAACAAACACCUACCCGUGUCGUCCCCAUCACGAACACAUGCUCAGCCAGCAGUUCACGACACCUCCAAGCCGAGGAGCGCAGGGAUCUUACCCCAGAUUCCGCCCUUCCUCCCCCCUGAACACCCCCGCUGA